Echinococcus granulosus is the source of this 1608-nucleotide messenger RNA. RefSeq lists its product as hypothetical. The record is from RefSeq and is a predicted model, not a curated record. Gene Ontology annotation, molecular function: RNA ligase (ATP) activity. The coding region runs from base 1 to 1608 and encodes 535 amino acids. Gene Ontology annotation, cellular component: tRNA-splicing ligase complex; nucleus. Gene Ontology annotation, biological process: tRNA splicing, via endonucleolytic cleavage and ligation. The transcript has 10 exons. NCBI's taxonomy places the organism in Eukaryota, Metazoa, Platyhelminthes, Cestoda, Cyclophyllidea, Taeniidae.
AUGCCGAGAUCAUAUGAAGAGGAGUUGGAAUUCUUGGAGAAAUUAUCACCGUGUUCCUGGAGGAUUAAAAAAGGCUUUGUUCCAAACAUGAAGGUGGAAGGUGUGUUUUAUGUAAACGAUUUUCUGGGGCAUCUUAUGUUUGAUGAAUUACGCCAGUUUACACAAAGUGGUGAUUAUGGCGGCUUCCUUCCCGGAAUGAAGCAAAUCGCAAACGUCGCUGCAUUACCAGGGAUAGUCCACCGCUCCGUUGGACUUCCUGACGUUCAUUCGGGUUACGGUUUUGCCAUAGGUAACAUGGCAGCAUUCGAUAUGACCGACCCAGAAGCUGUUGUGUCCCCCGGUGGAGUUGGCUUUGACAUCAACUGCGGUGUGAGACUCAUUCGAACCAACCUCACUCUGAAGGACGUUCUACCCGUGAAAGAGCAACUGACACAGGCCCUCUUUGACCACAUUCCUGUUGGUGUUGGUUCAAAGGGCAUCAUUCCCAUGAAUGCUACUAACCUUGACGAAGCUCUUGAGAUGGGGAUGGACUGGUCACUUCGACAAGGCUACGUUUGGGCAGAUGACAAGGAGCACUGCGAAGAGUACGGUCGAAUGCUGCAGGCGGAUCCCAGCAAGGUUUCUGCACGCGCCAAAAAACGCGGUCUCCCCCAACUGGGCACAUUGGGGGCUGGCAAUCACUAUGCUGAAAUUCAGGUGGUGGAAGAAAUAUUUGACCGCCACGCCGCCUCCAAAAUGGGCAUCGAUCAGCUCAACCAGGUCGUCCUCAUGAUCCACUGCGGCAGCCGGGGCAUGGGACAUCAGGUGGCAACAGAUGCGCUGCUGGAGAUGGAACGGGCUAUGAAGCGUGAUAAGAUUGAUGUCAAUGACCGGCAGUUGGCGUGCGCGCGCAUCAACUCACCCGAGGGUCAGGCAUACCUCGCUGCCAUGGCCGCUGCUGCCAACUACGCUUGGGUCAACCGCUCCUCUAUGACCUUCCUCAGCCGUCAGGCUUUUGCAAAGAUGUUCAACUCCACUCCGGAUGAUUUGGAUAUGCAUGUGAUAUACGAUGUGUCUCACAACAUAGCCAAAGUGGAGGAGCACUGGGUCAAUGGAAAACCGACGCAACUUCUGGUUCACCGCAAAGGCUCAACGCGUGCAUUCCCUCCCCACCAUCCCCUAAUCCCCGUUGAUUAUCAGGUAAAGGGUGUGCCACUUUUGUUUCCUCACAUUGUAUCCUUUCUCAGCUCAUGUCACGCUGUUACGUACCGUAAUUCCGUCUGCCGAUGUCUCACUGGACAGCCAGUUCUGAUCGGCGGCACUAUGGGAACUUGCAGUUAUGUGCUCACGGGAACAGACAAGGCCAUGACUGAAACCUUUGGGUCGACUUGUCAUGGGGCUGGUCGUGCGCUAUCUAGAGCAAAGUCAAGAAGGACUCUCGAGUACUCCGACGUGCUGGAAAACCUUGCACAGAAGGGCAUCUCUAUACGCGUUGCCUCGCCAAAGCUGGUCAUGGAAGAAGCGCCCGAAUCGUACAAAAACGUCACUGACGUUGUUAACACUUGUCAAGAGGCAGGAAUCAGUUCUAAAACGCUCAAGUUGCGUCCAAUCGGAGUGAUCAAAGGCUAA